CGCGCGCGCGACCAAUGGAACACGCUCCUGCAGGUUCUGCCGAAAUUUGUGCUAUCUGACAGCAAACACAAUUAUACCAAAAUGAUCAGAAUCAUGCCCGUUGGUAAUAUAUGCAUGAUAUAAAAACUGGCCGUUGUCCUAUAGUAUUCCCCCAUCCUCAGUGAUAUCAUCCGAGAGCCCCCUCAGAAGAUUCCAUAUCAUCUCGUACAGAAAAUGCGUUUAUCCCUCCCCGCUGUUGUUGUUGCUUUGACAGCAUCUAUCUUGGUCAGUGCAUGUUCGAAGCAGUAUGAUCCUUGCAAUUGGAACACCGAUUGUUGUCCUUCCUACUUUUGUUCCUAUAAUAUCGUGAGUAUGAGCAGGCCGUUGUACAACCAGAACUCAACCACAAUGACCCACCCAGUGCCAGUGAUACACCUGCCAGCCUUCGUAGUCGAUUGGAAAUUGAGCCGGCAGCUCGAGCGGCACAUGGGGAUAGUGAGUCAUGUCUCUGUUUUCGCAUCAUAUCAUGGUUGAUGGUGCACCACCUAGUUCGGAGUCAAUCAGUAUAGUUAAAUGUUCAUACUGUCCGAGCAAUGUAAAUGUUUGAAUUUA
Messenger RNA from Suillus fuscotomentosus, 591 nucleotides. RefSeq lists its product as uncharacterized. The transcript has a single exon. The record is from RefSeq and is a predicted model, not a curated record. Lineage: Eukaryota; Fungi; Basidiomycota; Agaricomycetes; Boletales; Suillaceae. The coding region runs from base 214 to 513 and encodes 99 amino acids.